CGACGACAAGCGCGACGAGUGCGCUGUCGUGAGCGAUACCCUGGACGAUGCCACAGUCCCUCCCAUUCGAGUCUCCAGGGGCUAUCUCUGAGCUCCCUUACGUCUCCUUCCUUCUCGCGUACCCCCACCCCGCGUUCCUGCUGCCUGCCGUCGUCGCUCCAGGCAAACUCGCGCCUUCUCUAGUACCAACAUGGUGCAAUCCGAUGCUCGUGGCACUCCUGACUGGCUCGCGUAGUGUCAAGAAUAGUCGUCCAGUCACGCCAGACGGUCAGCUCGCCACAUCUUUCGUCGAAAGCCUCCGGUCAACAGAGGUACGACGAAUUGGCGAGUGGAUGAUGAGCGACGAUCCGGACAUUCUCUUGACGAUGCGGCCACUUUGGAUAGACCAAGACCACCCCGACAUUCAGCUCCAGCUCACGAAAACGAGACUGGGCAAGGUUUGGGUCGUCACGUCUGUGCCACGUUCUCCGCUGCCCCCGAUCCCAAGUACGCCGACCACUAUUGCCCAGAGACGAGCGCGCGACGAGGAUCUGAGGAUAUCGCUCAAUUUGAGGCAGCAAGCAAAUUUGCAGGUCACGAACUUGCGCGACAGUAGUAUGGUCGCCAUGGUCGAGUCGUUCGAUUGGGCAAGUACGCCACUGGGCCCCCGAGAGAGUUGGCCACAAAGUUUGAUCACAUCGCUGGGCGUCUGUCUGUCGUCAUCAGUACCGGGCGCGGUAUGGUGGGGAGAGGAAGCUGUGAUAAUCUACAAUGACGCCUACGUACCUACGGCAGGUUCGAAGCAUCCGCGAAUAUUUGGGCAAGCUGGCUCCGUCGCUUGGAGUGAGCUAUGGGAAGAAAUCGGCCCGAUUGUCAAGAAUGUGUUUGACGGAGCAAGUGUCUGGAGGCAAGAUGACCUCUUGCUUUUCGAGCGAUUGACGAAUGCUGGAUUACCUGAAGAAAACUACUACGACUGGAGCUACCGACCAGUCAAUCAGGAAGACGGUACCAUCGGUGGAAUACUGAACGAUUGUUUUGAUACAACGCAGAAGAUACUCGGACAACGCCGUAUGCGCUGCCUGAGCGAUCUCACAGGAAGCACAGGCCUCUCCUCCUCGCCCACCGAAUUCGCACAAUCCGUCAUCCACACACUUUCUCGUGAGGCUUACGCCCGUGACGUACCCUUCGCGGCUUUAUACUUCUGUUCUUCUUCUGGCCCCACGAGCACCGCGCCAGCCGCCGCUCCAUCUCCCGCCACAAAACCCUCGGGGAUCGUCCACGUCGAACCCGUCUCGACACAAAUCACCGUCACGCUCACGCUCGCAGGCACAAUCGGCAUACCGGAUGGACACCCUGCUGGACCGGAAUCGGCGAGCUGUAUCGUCGAGCUGGCGUCGCAAGUGCCCGUGUCGCCACAACUGCUGGGUCUGACGGGAUUGCAGACUACUGACCUGACGACGUCGAUUUCGUUGGGUCAGUCGAGAGAUUACAUCACGAGUAAGGACGGGAGGAGGGCUUCUGCGGUGGCACCAAGCUCUACCAGCACUGCUACAAGUUCAGGGAGCAGUACUGGGACCGCGACUGGCAUCCUAGGCGCAAAUCCGACCUCUCCCGCUUCUGUUUCUGGGAAAGAUACUUGUCCGUGGCCAUUUGCGGAGGCGUUAUUGAGCGGGCGUGUCAUGCAUCUCGAUCAUCUACCAGAGUCGGUCACGGAGGGAUUGAUCAAGAGGGGAUGGGGAGAUGAGCCACGAGAGGCUGUUUUAUUGCCGAUCUCGUUGGAGAGUGCGAGGAUUCCUAAUGCGGUGCUGAUUUUGGGAUUGAAUACGAGGCGGCCGUACGAUGCGGAAUAUGCGUCAUUUGUGGACAUUACGAGGUUGACGCUGAGCUCGACGUUGGGAGCUACGUUAGGAAGGGAGGCAGAUCUGCAGCGAGCAGAGCACUAUGCUCAGCUGGACGCGGCCAAAACCGCGUUCUUUUCGAACGUAUCGCAUGAACUCCGAACUCCACUGACUCUCAUCGGCGGUCCACUGGACGACGUGAUCGCUGACCUCCCCGAGGGCCGAACACGUUCGAACCUCAAGCUCGCAGCGCGAAACGUCCGCCGGCUUUCCCGCCUCGUCGACUCCUUGAUGGACUUCAGCAAACUCGCGGCAAACAAACUAGAGGGACACUUCCAGCCAGUUCAACUUGGAAUAUUUACGGCGGAUCUUGCUUCGCUGUUUAGGAGUCUUAUAGAGAGGAGUGGGAUUCAGUACGAGAUCGUCUGCGAUGAACGUGUGACACAGCCAUUGUGCUAUAUUGAUCCAGAUUUCUGGGAGAAGAUCGUCUUCAAUCUCAUCGGCAACGCGUUCAAGUAUACAUUCACUGGAACGAUUACUGUGCGCGUAGGAUUCACGUCGACACAUGCGGUAUUUUCGGUGCAGGAUACUGGUAUUGGGAUCUCUGAAAGAGACCAGUCGAAGAUAUUCGAUCGGUUCCACCGAGUCCAAUCUGUUAGUCGUAGUCAUGAGGGUACAGGUAUCGGCCUGGCUCUGACGAAGGAAUUGGUCGGCCUUCAUGGGGGAGAGCUCGCCGUAGAGUCUGCUACGGGUGACGAAGAGCACGGUAGCAAGUUCACUGUCAAACUUCUUCUGGGCAAAGAACAUCUCCCCAUGGCCAACACUCUCGACGUCUCCUCAACUCUGAACCGCCAAGGAUCCUACGCCAAAAACAUAGUAGAAGAAGCUAGGAUGUGGUCUAUGAAAACCUCUGGUGCGAGCGUCGAAGGCUCGACGCCUAGUGAGUCGGAGGGAUCUGGGUCUUCGGAUUCGUCUGGUAGCACGGGUCCAGGAAGGUUUGAGAUGUCGUCGUUGGUGUUCUCGAAGUCGGAUGUGGUUCUUUUAGUGGACGAUAAUUUGGAUAUGAGACGAUAUAUCAAAUCUAUAUUAGCACCGUAUUGCACCAUAAUUGAGGCGAAUAACGGAAAAGAAGCGCUGGAGACCGUGGCGCAUACAACACCGGAUCUCAUCUUGUCCGACGUUAUGAUGCCAAUAAUGGAUGGUUAUGCGCUUUUACAUGCUCUGAGGGCCCGGAAGGAGACAGCAAUGACACCGGUAAUCCUGAUCACCGCGAAGUCCGAUAGCGAAGAGACAGCUGAAGGACUGCUUUCUGGUGCGGACGACUACCUCACGAAACCUUUCAAGAGCUCGGAGCUGGUCGCCAGGGUGCACCUGCACAUGAACCUAGGAAAGAGCAGGAUAGAGCUUGAGGCUCGCUUCCAAGAGAGAACGCGUGAGCUAGCACAAUUGCUGGAGCUGAGCCCUGUCGCUAUCAUCAGGUCUGCCCGCGAUGGCAGCAUACUCUACGUCAACCCCGUAUGGUACGAGAUCUCCGGGCGCAAAAACGGCAGUCCUCUGGAUGAAUGGCCUGAAAGCCUACUGGAAGAAGAUUUUACUACUGUCAUGGACUUUUGGAGACGCAUCCACAGGCCUCCAGCACCCGAGGCAGAGCCCGAUGAGAAAAAUCUUCUGUUAGACUUCCGGUGGAGAAAUGGGCGCUGGUGUCAGCUACAAGCUGAACGCACUGAAGGAGGAGGUACACUCUGCAGUAUCACAGACACCAGCCACCAGCGGCUAUACGAGGCCCAGAAGCUUGCGUACGCACAGGAACGGGAGGCGAUCGCGGCCCGGAGGGCUGAGGAGGCGGAUGAACGUAGAAAAGAAGCCGAAGAACGACGGCGGGGCCAAGAACUACUGAUCGAUGUUACAUCUCAUGAACUUCGACAGCCGGUAUCGGCGAUCAUCAACUGCAGCUCCCUCGUACGAUCUAAUAUGACUACUCUGAGGGACACGCUCUACGAGUGUCUUACUUCUCAGUCUUCGUUUGUACCUGAAGAGCAGCUGCUGGAGACACUCGACGACGACCUUGAGGCCCUAGACUCGAUAUAUCAGUGUGGACUGGCUCAAGAACGCAUCGCCAACGACGUCCUUUCCCUAUCGAGGAUACAGUUGAACGUUCUCAGUAUCCACCCGGGCCCGUUCAGACUUGUGUCGGAAGUGAGGCGAAUAUGCUCCAUCUUCCGAAACGAGGUGAAGAUGAAAAAGAUCAACCUGGAGGUUGGGUUUGGUGAAUCACUCCCCCUUCUCGGCCUCUCGUACGUCGCUUGCGACAAGGCCCGGUUCGGACAGGUCAUCACGAAUUUGAUGAGCAAUGCCAUCAAGUUCACAGACACCUCCGCGGGCAAACGUGAUAUCAUAGUCAAUGUGGAAGUGGCAUUGAGCGAACCACCCGACGGAAGCUGCAAAGCACCACCACUGCACAUUUCGCAACCUGGAUAUGUAGUCCCUCCGAAUACCCCGGUCUACAUCUACGUUUCCGUCACGGACUCGGGACCUGGACUACAACCAGAUGACCUAACUUUGCUGUUCAAACGAUUCCAGCAGGGAUCGAACUCGCACGACGUCUUCGGUGGCUCCGGCUUGGGUCUAUUCGUCAGCAGAUCCUUGUGCGACUUAAUGGGCGGUCGAAUUUCGGUUGACAGCGAGUACGGCCAAGGCGCCACAUUCAGGUUCUUCAUCAAGUCGCUGGCAGCGCCCACACCACCAGUCGGCCUCGAUUCUCCCGCCUUGUCAACUCCGAGCAGUAGUAUCAGCCCUGGAUCACCGUCUGAAGCAGUGGAUUAUGUGGCCGUUGCCGGCGCGGAAUACCAUAUCCUCAUCACGGAGGACAAUAUCAUCAAUCAGACUGUACUGAACCGCCAGCUGAAAAAGGCCGGGUGUUCGACAGAGCUUGCGAGUAAUGGAUUGCAGGCGAUCGAGCGCGUUCAAAAACUGGCCACCAUCAACGACGCAAACGGUGUUCCGCGACAUUUCGACGCAAUCCUUCUCGAUGUUGAAAUGCCUGUUAUGGACGGAUUGACCGCUGUCCGUCAAAUUCGGAAGAUGGAGGCGUCGGGAGAGUUGCCUGGGGGGCGUAAUUGGAUAUUCGCACUCACAGGCAAUGCGCGCGAGGGGCAGAUAGAGAAUAUCCGGAAUGCCGGUAUGGAUGAUGUCUUGAUUAAACCAUAUCGCAUAGACGAUAUCAUGGCUAGGAUUCGAAGUACCCGCCGGAGUCACGGACCCUGACCGUGAUGCUCUUAUUUUUUCUUUCUCCUCGGUGUUGUGUCUGUCCUUUUGUUCCGCGGAAACCCAUGUCAUCACUACUCCCGCGUUGCUUUUCGAUCUCUUGGAUGUACUACUAUAUCUAUUUUUCAGUGGCCGCGACCGCUAACUACUAGGCGACUGUAGCCAUAUUUCCCUGUUCACAGUACAUCUAUUGUAGCGCCUACUAUGGCAUUUACCUGGGUCAUCCUUUCUUCACCGCUCUUGUCACAUACCAUGCCAUUACCACCUCUUCCGUCUCUGCCUUUGCGCAUAGACAUGCCGUUUCGUAGGGCCUAGGCACGCACCUUCCGUUAAACCCGUUCCGGAAGCAGACAAAGGUUAAAGUACGCGUGGACGCACGUGGCGAGUGGGGUUGCGUUGGAGUUUUCCCGAUUCAGCGCCGUUUCCGGCGCCACCUCUACGACGUUGUGAUCGGAUCUUCAAAGCCAUAAAUUUCGAGAGCUCAUUGUCGACAGCAUUAGCGGACGCACUCUCCAAGCUGUUCUUCUCGACGUCGACGAUAGACCGACACCGCACUGGGCAACGACGCCCUCCCAAUUUUCCUCCUCGAUGACGGCCGUGCAAGAUCUUCCAUACGCAUCCUACUUGUUCAAUUACUCAUUCCCUGCCUUCCUCCUCGCCGCCGUCAUCAGUCCCGGCAAGGGCGCGCUUGCCGUCCAGCCCAAGUGGUGUAACCCUGCACUGGCUUCUCUUCUCGUCGGGUCCAAGAGUACAAGUUUCAAUUACGACUCAAACGAACGACUCGCUACUGCAUUCAUCAGCUCUCUCUCCGCAUCUGAGGUCCGCUCGUUUGGGCAGUGGGCAUCUGGAGACGAACCCAAAUGUAUCCUUAGCCUCAGGCCGGCAUGGAUUCCCCAGGGCGUCGACGAUAUUCAGCUCGAAGUCGUGAAGACUCAGAUGGACGCCUACUGGGUUUGCACGACCGUGCCGAGGACAACCCUACCGCCUCUGCCGAGCACGCCGAGGACGAUAGUGCAGCGAAGAACAAGACAGGAAGCCGUCCGUAUGUCCCUCGAUCUCAAUCCCCGCACUACUCUCCGUAUGUCCAGCCUUCGUGGCGGUACUAUGGCGGCGAUGGUGGAGACGUUCGACUGGGCGAGCACAUCUCUCGGUCCUAGAGAGAGUUGGCCGGAGUGUCUUGUCGCGGCAGUGGGCAUAUGUCUUUCUUCUUCCAUUCCGUCCGCUAUCUGGUGGGGGAAGGACACGGUGUUGAUCUACAACGAUGCUUACGUGGCCACCGCUGGCUCGAAACAUCCUCACAUAUUCGGCCAGGCAGGGCCUUUAGCUUGGAGUGAGCUAUGGGAGGAGCUUGGGCCGGCUGCUCACCGCGUGUUCGAAGGCGAAAGCGUUCGCAAACAAGACGAUGUCUGGUUUCUCGAACGGCUUACCGAUGCAUUCCUUCCGGAGGAGAACUAUUACGACUGGAAUUUUAGGCCCAUUUAUAAGGCAGACGGGACGGUGGGCGGGCUUUUGAACGAUUGCUUUGAUACGACACAAAAGAUCCUUGGACGGCGUCGUAUGCGCUGCUUGAGCCAACUAACGGACGCAACAGGUAUCACAGCAACCCCCGAGGCUUUCGCCGACGUCGUAUUGAAGACCCUUGAAAACGAUAACUACGUCGAGGAUAUGCCCUUCGCCGCGUUUUACUUCUGCUCUGCUGCUCCAGAAGCAUCACGCGCGACAUCUCCGAGACCGUCAGGGAUCCUUCGUAACCUCGACGAAGAGUACGCGGGAGGAAUACCGAUUACCUUGACACUUUCCGGAACGAUCGGAAUUCCAGAGGACCAUCCAGCGGCGCCUAGGACAACAAUCUGCGUUGCUGACGUGAGUCCAACGCUCGACGUGUGUGCUCCUCCUCCUACAUCGAGCCUUACACAUGAGCAGAUUGGUGGCGGAUCUUCCCGUCCUGGUUUGCUUUCCUCUUCGAUACUGCUGAGUGCUCCGGCAGAUUACACGAGCGCUCAACAAUCCAGACACGACUCAUCUUCUACAGCUCCCACUCUUCGACGGAAUAGAGCGACUUCCGGUGAUGGUACACCUGUCCCGCUCUCUACGCCUCCUCCGUCGUGCGUGUGGCCGUUCGGGGAGGCGCUCGCACACCGUCGUGUUCUGCAUGUUCCCUUCCUCACCGAAUUGGUUACUGAUGGUCUCGAGGGCCGAGGGUGGAAGGAUAAACUUCGGGAGGCGGUAAUCAUCCCUAUUGGCUUUGACGAUGCGAAGCUGCCACAGGCGGUCCUCGUCUUGGGAGUCAAUACGAGACGACCGUAUGACGCGGAGUAUAAGGAGUUUCUGGACAUUAUGAGAUUGUCGUUGACUUCGACGUUGGCGGCGACGCUGGGGAGAGAGGCUGAGGUGCAGAAGGCGGAGUACUUCGCACAAUUGGAUGCGGCGAAAACCGUGUUCUUCUCAAACGUCUCGCAUGAACUCCGGACGCCACUCACACUCAUAGGCGGCCCUCUCGACGAUGUCAUCUCCGAUCUACCAAACAGCCGAAUGCGGGCAAACCUCAAGCUCGCAGCCCGGAACGUUCGUCGGUUGUCGCGGAUCGUCGACUCUCUGAUGGACUUCAGUAGACUGGCGGCGAAUAGACUCGAAGGUCAUUUUCAGCCGGUGCAGCUUGGCGUGUUUACGGAGGACCUUGCGUCGCUGUUUCGAAGUCUUAUCGAACGCACGGGAAUACAGUACCAUGUUAUCUGCGACGCAGACCCGCAUCAGCCGAGCUGCUAUAUCGACGCUGACUUCUGGGAGAAGAUCGUUUUCAACCUCAUCGGAAAUGCGUUCAAAUACACAUUCGUUGGGUCCAUUACGAUCCGUAUCGAGCACACCGAGACGCAGGCGAUCUUUACCGUCGAGGAUACAGGCAUCGGUAUAUCACCAGCAGACCAGGAACGAAUCUUCGAACGCUUCCAUCGUGUCCCCUCCGUUGCUCGAAGCCAUGAAGGUACCGGUAUCGGUCUAGCACUCACCCUGGAACUGGUCAACCUGCACGGUGGAGAGUUGACGGUCGAGUCGGUCACGGGUGAUGCCGAGCAUGGCAGCAAGUUCACUGUGAAGCUUCUCCUCGGAAAGGAUCAUCUUCCGAAGGAUCAGAUGAUGGACCGCACCAUCUUUUCUGCCCGUCAUGGCCACUACGUGCGGGACUUUGUAGAAGAGGCGAAGAUGUGGUCUGUCCAUUUGCCACAGUCGGAAGGGACGACGCCCAGUGGCGAUUCGGAUAACUCUACGAGUUCUGAUACAUUGAGUACGAGUCCGGGCAAGUUCGAUAUGUCUGCUUUGGCAUUUUUGAAGUCGGAUGUUGUGUUAGUGGUCGAUGAUAAUCCGGAUAUGAGAAAAUAUACCUUAUCUAUUCUUUCCCAUUAUUGUACUGUUGUGGGAGCCAACAAUGGACGAGAGGCUUUGGACAUAGUUGCCAAGACGAAGCCGGACCUGAUUCUUUGUGAUGUCAUGAUGCCUGUGAUGGACGGGUAUGCGCUGAUCAAUGCUCUCCGCGAGAACAAGGAAACUUCUUUGAUACCUAUCAUCGUUAUCACGGCGAAGUCGAAUAAUGACGAGACUGCGGAGGGAUUGCUCUCGGGUGCAGACGAUUUCCUCGCGAAACCAUUCAAGAGCUCGGAACUUGUGGCGCGCGUUCAUCUACAUAUGAACCUUGGAAAGGCUAGGAUCGAGCUCGAGACCCGCUUUCAAGAGCGAACCCGCGAAGUAGCUCAACUCUUGGAGCUGAGUCCUGUGGCUAUACUGAGGUCUGCACGGGACGGAAGCAUCGUAUAUGUCAAUCCUCGGUGGUAUGAACUUACGGGACGUGCAAGAGGAAGUCCUCUAGAUGAAUGGCCUGAGAGCGUCUAUAAUGAAGACUUGGACAUGGUCAUGGGUUUUUGGAAGACCAUACACGCGCCUGCGAUACCUGAUUCCGAAGAGGAAGCCAACCACGAACCUCUUAUCAUUGAUUUCCGUUGGAAUAACGGAAAGUGGUGCCAAAUGCAAGCAGAGAGGACCGACGGUGGUACAUUGUGUAGUCUUACGGAUAUCACCACCCAACGGAUGUACGAAGCGCAAAAGCUGGCACACUCGCAAGAACGAGAGGCUCUUUCGCGACGGAGGGCUGAAGAUGCGGACCGGCAAAGGAAGGAAGCUGAAGAGCGGCGACGAGGGCAAGAGCUGCUCAUCGACGUCACGUCGCAUGAGCUUCGACAGCCUGUGUCGGCCAUUAUCAACGGGAGCUCGCUCAUUCGUUCCAACAUGAACUCUUUGCGGGAAUUUAUAUCUCAAUGUGUGAAGGAUCAGGUAUCGUUUGUUCCUACGUCACAGACGUUGACGACUCUCGAUGAAGAUAUGGAGGCGUUGGAUUCUAUAUAUCAGUGCGGGUUGGCACAAGAACGCAUCGCCAACGAUGUUCUGUCGCUAUCCCGGAUACAGCUAGACAUGCUCAGUAUCCGCCCUGGGCCAUUCAAUCUGAUCAGUGAGAUUCGUCGUAUAUGUUCAAUCUUCCGGAACGAGGUCAGGAUGAAGAGUAUCCAGCUUUCCAUCGAAUUCGGAGACUCGUUGAAAAUGCUUGGUGUGACCAACAUCGUGUGCGAUAAAGUGCGGUUCGGCCAGGUCUUAACCAACCUCUUGAGCAACGCCAUCAAGUUCACGGAUACCUCGACAGAUAAACGAAUCAUCUCUGUACACACCGAUGUCGCCCUAGAACAACCUCCUGAUGGCAGUUGCCAACCUCCGCAUAUACACGACACACCGGCCGGUUAUGGAGUGCCACCCAACACGCCCAUUUAUGUCUAUGUCUCGGUUGCGGAUUCAGGCCCUGGACUUAACCCUGAGGACCUUUCUCAGCUAUUUCAACGGUUCCAGCAGGGAACUCACUCCCACGAAAUAUUCGGCGGAUCAGGACUGGGCCUCUUUGUGAGCAGAUCGCUCUGUGACCUUAUGGGAGGACGGAUCCAAGUAGACAACAAUUAUGGCGAAGGCGCCAUUUUUCGCUUCUUUAUUCAGUCUAUGUCCACCGAUCCUACGCCACCACCUUCUCCGAGUCCAUUGAGCCCCUCAAAUGAAAUUUCUAACGCUCUAUGGAGUCCGAUCUCGUCCAAUACUUCCGAACUCGCGAUGGAUUCUGUGCAAUACCAUAUUCUUAUCACCGAGGAUAAUCUCAUCAAUCAAACGGUGCUCAGUCGCCAGAUGAAGAAGGCUGGAUGCACUACAGAGCUAGCGAACAACGGACUGCAGUGUAUACAACGCAUCCAAAGCCUUGCUUCCGGUCGAGGAGGGCCGAAUGGCCAGCGACAGUUCGAUGCGAUCCUUCUUGAUAUCGAGAUGCCGGUCAUGGAUGGACUGACAGCGGUCCGCCAAAUCCGGGCUCUGGAGGCGACGGGCGAACUUCCUGGUCCGCGGAACCGCAUAAUCGCGCUUACGGGCAAUGCGAGGGAGGGGCAGAUAGAGAAUAUCCGGAAGGCCGGAAUGGACGACGUCCUUAUCAAGCCCUAUCGGAUAGAAGAUAUCAUGGCCAGAAUACUGAGUUCACGCCCAGAUUCAGAAUGAAUUUGACUUGAUCCACCAGCUUUUCUUCGGACUCCAGCUUUCUUUUGCAUCUUGCUUACAUCCACGACUUUAUUCCCUUGCACACGAAAUGUCUCAUAUUGUCUCUAGUCCGCAUUUCUUCAUACCAUUACCACACUCUUGAUACCUUCUAACCUGUUAUCAUGUUUGCCUAUCUACACCUUGCUCUCGCGCCAGCAGACACGCUUGCAACCCUUACACAUACCUUCUGCGACGAACAUUCACACGUAUGCUGUAGUUUUCAAUUGUCAUUUCACUCCGGGUUAUCAUGGUUCUUCAUCUGCUCAUUCAUGUUUUCAUUCCGCAUCAGUGCCUUUGUACACGCUGUCCAACUGUAGUAUAAAUUGCAUCAUUUCCCGUCUCUUCGUCCCCGCAGUCCUUCCCAUAUUAUAGGUCAUAUUCAC
This is a messenger RNA of Stereum hirsutum FP-91666 SS1, 11071 nucleotides long. RefSeq lists its product as uncharacterized. Lineage: Eukaryota; Fungi; Basidiomycota; Agaricomycetes; Russulales; Stereaceae. Gene Ontology annotation, biological process: phosphorylation; phosphorelay signal transduction system. The coding region runs from base 48 to 5081 and encodes 1677 amino acids. The transcript is spliced from 84 exons. The record is from RefSeq and is a predicted model, not a curated record. Gene Ontology annotation, molecular function: phosphorelay sensor kinase activity.